AUGCCAAUGAACCAACAGAGUGGCUCGUGGACACCGGCCCUGUCCAUCGGCACCCCGCCGGGACUGGUCGCCGGGUGCCGGUCACACAACCCCACUUUGAACCGGCCGGACACCGGGAGCAGCACGGCCAUCUGGAACGGCAUUCAAGCAGCACCUCAUGCUUGUAACAAGAACCAUCUCGCCUGGUUCGCUAAUAUUUAUCACAGCUGUGUCUCUUGUCAAACUUGCAGUCGGUAG
Molecule: messenger RNA, 237 nt
Organism: Podospora bellae-mahoneyi
Lineage: Eukaryota; Fungi; Ascomycota; Sordariomycetes; Sordariales; Podosporaceae
Exons: 2
Coding region: 1-237 (78 amino acids)
Source: RefSeq, a predicted model, not a curated record